CCGAAUCCGACACGCACCUCACCUGUCUGUCAUGCGGCCGUGCACACCUUCCCUCCUCAUGCUUAUCCUUGUGCUCCUUGCUCUUGCCUCUCAUGCUUAUCCUUGUGCUCCUUGCUCUUGCCUGCAGUCAAAUCAAAUGAUUGAUUGCAGGCAGCAGCAAGCACCACAAGGGCAAGUAUGACAAGGAAAGAGGGUAGGUAGAACAAAUGCCCCAUACGCUCACACUCAAAUCACAAGUCAUUCCAUCAGGAAGCAUGCAUCGUCAAGGCCAUCGAUUGGCCUUUCCACCAAUCACCACAGCAUAUCAUAUCCACACACGCGGACACGUCUCGCUCAGAGCCGGCUGCGGAGUCCACCCUCACCAUCCCCCCUUGUCUGGCCCUUCGUGGACCCCUCUCCCCCUCUCUGCCUCUCUUGCAGCACCGUCUUACAGAAGGCCAGCGCCAGCCGAUCCGCCCACGACUCAGACCAAAGGAAAUUGGGGAAACCGUCCAUCCAACUGCAUGGCAGCCGCGCAGAGCAAUUCAUUGUCCGUGCAUGUGUGUGCCCCCACCCUCCCUCCCACCUACCCACCCAAUGUGUCCGCCUCUGUCGGUCGUGAUGAGUAUGAUGUUGGGGUUGGCGAGGAUCUGUGCCCUCGGGAGGGAUGACGGGUGCACCACGGGGUCGUCCAGUGCGUUGAUGGCCAGCAACGGCGUCUUGAUGCUCUCCACAUACCUACACACACCACACACCACACACCCAUCGCCUAUACCCACACACACACCAUCUCCCCCCUUUCCUUUGGCUCACCGUGCGCUCGAUGCUUCGGUGUAGUAUUCCUGUGCUGUCCUGUGGCCAUGCGCCUUGGACGUCGCCACCUCAUCAAAGGCGGGGAAGCCGCCCGUGAAGGGGUUGUUGACGUACCGCCUGAUGUCCUCGAGCUCAUCACUCGUCAUGACGCUGUAGGGCGGCUCGGCGAGGCGGCUGAUCUGGUGCCAGUUGCUGCGCACCAGGUGCUUGAGGGGGAUGCACAUCAGGAACCUAUAGAACCGAACGGACAAAGUGGGCCGCACGACCGACAGGCGAACAAGGUCCCACUGACAAAGCGCAGGCACACACAAGACAGACAGACAGACAGGCAGGAAACGACGGACAAGUGAAUGGCUGUGUGCUGUGUGUUGUGUGUUGGUGUGUUGGCAUCUGUACCUACCGGAUUGGCCACGGCAACAGCAGCCGUGAUGAGCUCCGCCGCGCCGCCAGGAUGGCCCUCCUCGCUGAGGAAUUUCACCAUCAGAUUGCCGCCAAGCGAGAACCCCACCAGAAAGAGGGGGUUGUGGGGGAACCGCUCAUGGAUGUGAUGCACGGUGUAGUGCAGGUCGCUCGUGCAGGCAGCCGAGUAGGUGAAGGGCGACGUCAGCGGCUGGCCGGCACACCCCCGCAGGUUGAGCGCCACUGCGUGCAUGUUGUUCUCCAGGGCGUAGGAGAGCAUGUGCCUGAGGUAACUCUCGUCGCUGUGUCCGUUGAUGCCGUGGAUGCAGAGAAUGAUAGGGGUGGGGGGCGGGGCAUCCUCCUGGUGGGGAUCUGUGGGAGGGUGAGGCGCAAAGUGCCAGUCCAAACAAAUCGUCCCCCCGUCAUAGAGCGGCCCGAGGGUCUCCCGCUGCCUCAGCUUCUCCAGGUUGGGCGCACUUUUCCCAAAACCGAUGCCCGUUGCGAUGUGAGCGUUGAAGCCGACCCAGGCAGGGAAGUAGGCAUCCAAAUACCGCCUCAGCUGGUGCAAAAUGCGCCGGUUGAGCUCAGAUGGAUGGCAAAUGGCGACCACCUUUACUUUCCUCCUCACGAAGACGGCCAAUCCGAGGAGCAGGGCGACGACUUUGGCUGCGGCUGUUCGCGUGGCGGGCGGGAGGGAUGCCUUGAUGAGCGACGAGGUCGAUGGCUGCUGCGUGUUGGCCAUCAUCUCGGCGGCCUUCGCUGCUGCUGCUGCUGCAUUGUUGUGAUUGUUGCUGCCGCCCGACCCUGGAAGCAUCGCAGAUCUGCCAGAGCCCUCUUCUGACUACACAGACAGACAGACAGACAGACAGACAGAACACCACAGAGAACAAAAGUGUGACAAUCUAUCUGGCAUGUAUGCUGCGCCAUGCCAUGCCAUGCAUCUCUAUCCAUGAUGUGAUGUGUAUCACCUUGUGCAAUUGGUCUUUCCCUUUCAGCUCCUCGCGACUCGGGGGAGGAUAUGGCCCAAAG
This is a messenger RNA of Vitrella brassicaformis, 2220 nucleotides long. The record is from the annotation of a GenBank genome assembly. NCBI's taxonomy places the organism in Eukaryota, Vitrellaceae.